CCGUAUGUUGUUACGAUAGACUUUCGUGUAAAAGUAUAAAAGUGUGGUUAAAAUUACUUGAAUGGUAUAAAAGUGUGGACACGAAAAUAUUCCAAGUUACAGAAGACAUCCCUAAAACGAAAAUUGGAUUAAUCUUGAUACCUUUCAUACCUUUAAUAGUCUAGUCAAUCUAGCCCGAAUAAUAGGCUAACCCCUAAAUAAUUACUAUGCGGAUGACAGAUAUAUCAAUCGACGCAGAAAAUUGUCCUGAAUAACAUUUAAAAAUGUCAAGGUCAAGGUCUAAAACGCCUAGACUAUAAUUGUAACUAUACAUAUCAGUGCUUGAUGUUAAACACGGCCAUUGCGGCCAUUUCUGAAAUGAGGAAAAUUGGCUCUUCAGGAAAAGCCGAUUUUCCAUUCGAGCAGACGAAAAAGUUCCGGAGCGACUUGAUUGCCACGGUUACUGAGGAAGAUUGGCUACUGCUAUAUGGGUCGAUGCAUCGUAAAAUUCUACUUGAUUUUACUAACCAGCCUAGAUACUUUAGUUUGGUAUGCUUGGCAUACCUACGCUAAACUAUCAUUAAAAUACGUGAUUUCUUUAUCCAAUAAACAAUCAACUUGUCCAAUAAAAGUUCCAUUUGUUGACCAGAAUUAGUAUAUUGAAAUCUGACAGCAAAAUUUCUACUGGUGAUGGAUUACAAGGUGGAAGAUAUCCAAGAAAAAGAGUGUGGCUGGUCACUAAGUAAAAUAAUAAAUUUAGCUGUGAAUAUUAAUAAGCACAUGCCAUUACGAGCUGGUGCGUUCACAUUCAUACAUACACUACCUAAGGAUAUUCACGAUAAGAAGACCGUAGUCAACAUCCGUAUCAGCGAGUCAUAUUGCUUUCAUGGUAGGUCACUGCAGCCCUCUUUCCAGCUAACACAAUCUCAGCGUAAUCACUUCGUAUCCGCAUUUCAGCUCAGGACCAAGGUAUGAUAGUUUGAAUUAUGAAAUAUUCAAUGUCUUUAGACGAAAUCCCAAAAUUUGAAAAAAUUAACGAACUUCCGAUUAAUAUUUACGGUAUAGAUCGUACUGAAAAAAGUACAGUGAAAUCAUACCCGUUUAUUUGAGCCGAAACAAGUCUGAUAAAUCUGUUAUUUAUCUUUUAGUGUUGGAGACUGAAAUUAUUGCGGAAGAUGAUGUAGAUGUAGAAGAUUACAUAAAGAAUGUAACAAAUCAUUUUGCAUGGAUUCGAAGUUUAUCGUGAUUAUUGAGUUCUUAAAUUUCUAACUACCGUUCUCGUUACUUGGUUAUGCGAUAGAUAUCUAACGCACUUUCGAUCUGAAAGAUAUUUGUCGGAGCACAUAGAUGAUUACAUGAAUUACAACAAAACCAAAGUUAUUUUACCAACAAAAGAGGACAAGAUUCUAGUAUAUAUCAUAUUUGUGAAAAAUCGUUCACGUUUGUAGAUGUCAAACGUAAUCACUGUCAUUUCACAGGAAAGUACCUCAUCUGCUCAUAAAGGCUAUAAUCUAAAUUGUCAAAACUCAGAUACUAUCCCUGAGAUAUUCCACAAUCUACCAGGUUACGAUUCACAUUUUCUGAUUACAACAUUGGCUACAUCUUUCGAGGAUACCAUUCGGCUGAUGCCCGGUAACAGAGAGCUUUGGCAUUACAAUAUCAAAAAUAGAACGAAGAUAAAGCGGAUUACGAAGACUCUGAGGAUUUAUCGGAGUAACAACUUAGCCAAAGCAUGUCCUCUGGCGCGUUACUUCAGACUGCUGAUUUCCCCGCUCUACGUUUGGAAGCGACAGAUUCUGUUGAUGGUGCUAUUGGCAAAGGCUUCACAGCUUCUGGUGAAAAAUGUGAAACAUUGUCUACGCCAUCAUUCGAAAGAUCCAAAGCUGUAUCGAUACCAUUCAAAGGGUCUGGAAGAGUCUCGUCAAGAUUUGAAGGUCCCACUACUGCCUCGCAAGGACUUGGAGGACCUGGAGGAGGCACACGUUUUCUUUUUGAGCUUGAACUUCAACAGAAACACUGAUGUCACAUUCUCGAUUCCCAACGCCUCUGAAUAUUAGCCUAAUUUUGUAUCACCUAUUCAAUUACGCGGGUUUAUAUAUUCUUCGCACAUACUUAAAACCUUUAUAUUUUCGUUUUAAGUCAUUCUUAUAUUUUACUUUAAACUUCCAUACGAAUUCCAUAUCUAUGUACAACAUAAAUACGAAUAAUGGCAGG
This is a messenger RNA of Diprion similis, 2193 nucleotides long. RefSeq lists its product as uncharacterized. Lineage: Eukaryota; Metazoa; Arthropoda; Insecta; Hymenoptera; Diprionidae. The transcript is spliced from 2 exons. Bases 1428 to 2036 code for a protein of 202 amino acids. The record is from RefSeq and is a predicted model, not a curated record.